GAGUUAAUUACGAUUGAGCGAAUAACGUAAUUGGGAUGCCGUGAAAUACUGUAUGAGUUUUGGGCUGCGUGAUCCUAUUCAUUGGAUUCCACAUGCAUACGUAAUACUUUAAUCUUGGCAACCCUUCCAUUUUGUUUUUCUCGCGAUUUACCUGUUAUUUUGCAAAUUUUUUCAACUAGUCACUUUUAUUCAAAGAAGUGUUCGAUAAAUUUACUGCGGAUUACGAAUAGUUUACUUUAUUACAAUGUCGAGCUGUCCAGUUUUUAAUAAAGUUCCAAAUACGCCGGAACAAAACUGUUAUCCUGAUGAUAAGACGGAGUUUCGACAACUUGCAGACCUUGAUAUGCUGAAACACGCUUUGGGCGCAAUGAAUCUUGACGCGUCCGAGGAUAACUACUGCAACAGUUAUUUAAAUGAAACACUCAGUGUUUAUGCCUUACUUGCAAGCGUGGGUUUGGAUUGCUAUAUGGAUUUGUUUAGCUCAAAUAAUAUUGAUUUGGAAAAAUUUUCGGAACUGAGAUAUCGUGAUUUGCAACAAUUAGGCAUCGAAAAUAGCACACACCGCAAUAUUUUAAUGGAGUUAAUUAGCGCGUUUACAUUUAAUUAACCAACUGUAAUUGUCGAGAUGGAUUAAUGAGGCUUGUACAAUGAGUUAUUGUACACAUAGAAAAUUAAAAAAAAAAAUCCAGAAAUAUUAGCUAAACUUCAAAACUAAAAUUUCUUUAGAAAAAAAUAGCAAAUUCACCCCACGUUUUUACACUAAAACAUUAGGAGUGUAUAAUAAAAAUAAUAAAUAAAAGUAUAAUAGCAAUCGUGACCUUUCUUAUUGCCUAUAAAAAUGUAUAAUCUCUUAUGAUAUAUAUCAUAUACUAUUUAUGUGAGUGUUUAAAUUAAGGUAUGUGAACUGUGACCUGUUACCAAAUAUAACUUUACAUAGAUUACUG
This is a messenger RNA of Ceratitis capitata (Mediterranean fruit fly), 944 nucleotides long. RefSeq lists its product as hypothetical. Bases 245 to 607 code for a protein of 120 amino acids. NCBI's taxonomy places the organism in Eukaryota, Metazoa, Arthropoda, Insecta, Diptera, Tephritidae. Gene Ontology annotation, molecular function: protein binding. The record is from RefSeq and is a predicted model, not a curated record. The transcript has 2 exons.